Molecule: messenger RNA, 2586 nt
Organism: Malassezia globosa CBS 7966
Lineage: Eukaryota; Fungi; Basidiomycota; Malasseziomycetes; Malasseziales; Malasseziaceae
Exons: 1
Coding region: 1-2586 (861 amino acids)
Biological process (GO): glutathione catabolic process; proteolysis
Molecular function (GO): protein binding; peptidase activity
Source: RefSeq, a predicted model, not a curated record
AUGCUAGUCGGGAUGCAGAGCGGCGAAAUCUGCGCAUGGGACUUGGAUACGUUCCAACCUUGUGCGCGUCUCAUCGGGCACCGAAGCAGCGUCCUCUCGCUCAUCCUCGUCGAUGACUACUUGUUUAGCGCCUCGUCAGACAGCACCGUCCGCAUAUGGGACGCGGCCACUCUGAUGCCGCUUGCACUCGUGUUUCCAGCGAGCACCAACACUGGCGACAUUUUCUGCCUUGCGUGGGACCAUGAGAAGCACGUCCUGUACUUUGGUUGCCAGGACACGUCGAUCCAGUGGUUGCCCGUAACACGUGCUCGCCUUCAUGAGCCAACAGAGCCCUUGCCGACAUUGUCUUCCUUUGACAAGUUUUUUGACUCACGCCCGCGAACACAUCGCCAAGCUGCCCCUACCUCGAGUGCCACUGCUGCUACUGCUACCACUGCUGCUGCCACGGCCACACAGACGGUGCGGUCGGCGACGGCGACAGCGCUAGUCCAGCAUACUUCUGUAGAGUGGCUUGGUGGAAGCGCCGAUGGCAGCAGCGGCAGUAAAGGCGGUGAAAGUGCCGGCCAUAACAACAGCAGCAGCGCCGGCGACCAUGUCGAUACCGCUAAUGACACGGCAGUCAAUGAACCUGUCUCUGCUGUUCGUAUGGCUGUUCUUAGUGUGGAUGCAGCACAUGUCAUGCCCUCUGCGCACAACAGUUAUGUAUAUUGCUUGUCGUUUGCACAUGUGAAUGGGGAGACGAUGCUUGCGAGUGGCGCCGGGGAUGAGGCUGUGCGACUUUGGCGCCUUCACCCGCACACAGCAUCUCCGAUGUUAUUUCGCACACUCGUUCUUCCGCACCCGUCGGGUGAUGCCGUCCUGUCGCUUGCUGCAUGGAAAGGCACACUACUUGCUGGCAAACAGGGAGGCGCUAUCGAUGUAUGGGACAUGGAGAGCUAUACCCCGAUCCGCGUGCUGCGGGCUCAUACGAAGGAUGUCCUGUGCUUACAAGUUCUUGCCGAAGGCAAUGCGUAUGUAUUUUGGACUGGCGGGGCUGAUGGUCUCGUGUGCCGCUUUGACCGCUACUUCCGUUGCUGUGGCCGCCUCGCUGCGCAUGCCAAUGCGGUCCAGAGCCUCGCGUUGGAUCCAGGGCGCUCCAAGUCGUCGUACUCGUGGCUCUCGAGCACCCCGUUGCUGUUAACGGGUGCCUCUGAUGCUCGCGUCCGUCUGUGGCACUACCAAAGUGGAGCUACGUCUAUUCCACCGUCGAUGGGAUCGACGCUGCCAGGCAAUACGCUCCUGGAGCAUCUUUCUCAGUUUGUGCGAUACAAGUCUGUGUCGCGAGGACCGACAAUGCACGCUGUCGACGAGAACUUUGAAGACUCAAGGCAAGCGGCCCACUUCCUCCGAUCAACACUGAUGGAGCUAGGUGCUAGUGAUGUGCAGCUCCUGCCAAGUGGACCCGGCACCAAUCCCAUCGUGUUGGGUACCUUCCAUGCGCCGCAUCCACGCAAACGGUGCUUGUUUUAUGGGCACUAUGACUGUGUUCCUGCAGGCGAUGGCUGGGAUUCAGACCCCUGGGACCUUUGCGGACGCGAUGGCUAUUUGUAUGGCCGGGGCGUCAGCGACAACAAGGGCCCCAUUCUUGCCGUCGCUUAUGCUGCAAGUGAGCUCCUGUAUGAGCGCAAGCUCGACAUCGAUGUGGUUAUGCUCAUCGAGGGUGAGCAAGAGUCUGGCUCGAAGCCAUUGCAGGCUUGUCUGCAGAAGUACAAGCCUUUGCUUGGCCCCAUCGAUACCAUUCUGGUGUGUAACUCAUACUGGCUCGGCGAGCGGCAGCCAUGUCUCACGAUCGGUCUGCGCGGCGUGAUCCAGGCCAUCAUCCGCAUCAGCGGUCUACGUGCUGACCAACACUCGGGUGUCGAUGGAGGAGCUGAACGGGAGCCCAUGAUGGACAUGAUCAAACUCCUUGCAUCUCUCCUAGACGAUCAGGGCCGCGUCACACUCCCACACUUUUACGAUGACGUGCGUGCCAUCACGUCUGAUGAUCGUGCGCAUCUGACAGCUCUCGCGCAGGAAGCUUCUCGGAUUACGCAUGCAGAACGCCUCAUUGCUUUGUGGCGCAUGCCUUCUCUUACUGUGCACCAGGUUACAAAUAGCAGCACGGCUCACUCGACUGUGAUCCCCAAGGCCGUUGAGGCCUCCGUGAGUCUGCGUAUCGUGCCGGAUCAGAAUCUCCAAGCCAUUCAGACGCAGUUCCAUCGUACCAUUCACUCGCAUUUCCAGCACAUGCACACGCCGAACCGUGUAGAUGUUGAAGUGUUCCACUGUGCUGACUGGUGGCUUGGAUCCACUGUCGGUCCUGCUUGGGACGCCCUUGUUGCAGCUGUCGAGGCGGAAUGGGGCUCCCAAGUUCGCAUCAUCCGAGAAGGUGGUUCCAUCCCAGGCAUGGCCUUGCUUGAGAAGGAGCUUAAUGCAAAAGCUUUGCAUUUGCCCAUGGGUCAGGCCUCUGAUCAUGCGCAUCUGCCAAACGAGCGGAUUCGGCUUGUCAAUCUCGAAAAGGGCCAAGCUGUCGUGCGUCGGUUUUUUGUUGCUCUUGGCACCGUGUAG